AUGAUGGAAUGGGCCAUCAAACUAUCUCAUCCGCAUCUUCUGUACUCUGAAACGUCACUCUCACUGGGAUUCGCUCUCGCAAGCACUUUCCAUGUUGUUCUUUGCUUUGUUCUGCUAGGUUUAGCUGCAUCUGAAUACCUGUGUCCCAAUGUCGCAAAGCUGGCAGAGAUCACUGGCCAUGGAAAUGGGCCAUUGAUGGCGGUGCUUCUUGCCUGGUGCAAUUGCUCCCCCGAUCUGUUUUCAAACUUCAUGAGCUGGACUUCCACUAGUACUCCCUCUAGCGGUGUUGCGCUAUCGGUCGGUGAAGUUUUGGGGGCUUGUGGGAUUAUACUGUGUGUCGUGGAGGGUUCCAUAUUUGUUAUAAUGUCCUCUGCACAGCUUGAGCUCUCCAGCGGCCAGAAAUUGAAUGUACUAAGAGAUCUGGCGUUUACGCUAGUGGCAAUAUUGCUUCUAUUGUAUCUGAGUAUCCGGCAGAAGAUAUCGGCGUUGGAUUGCCUGGUAAUGCUAACAAUCUACGUAUCGUACCUGUUCGCUAAAUUCAAAUGGAGGAUAGGUGAGGGCCAGGAGACAGAAUUUGACAAUGGGGAUGAGAACUAUCGAGGCCAGGAAUUGGAUGGAGCCAAUCUGCCGAGCAGAAUCAAGCCGAGCUUAAUCUCAGCGAUGGAAAUAAACGACAUAUUAUCUAUGCUGCAGAGCUCAAGGACCGCCUCCACCAGGUCGCAGGGAGAAUUAAUGACUUUAAAUGCGGAGGACAAUGCCUUCACCGUUUUGGAGGAAGCCAGGCCUUCGACCGAACCGCUGAGACAAUCUGAUGUCAGUGAAUUUCAAGAAUUGCCAAGAAGUUCUCCAGCGGCCUUUGGUCCCUACUUCGAUAAUCCUGAGCAGCAAGACGGGGAGAUGCUCAUUGAAAUACCAUUAGUGAAAAGAAGAGGGGGAAUACAGAAAUGGAAGAGAGGUUUUUUUAAGCUGUUCGUUCCACACCUUUUAAACUUUCGGCAGAAAUCCGCGAUUGAUGCCAUCUUAUCAGUGUGCACCGCACCGUUUGCUACGUUAUUGCGCCUAGCUUGUCCCCAAACUACCAACAUCUUAGAAGUUGACAACAACACUGGGAAAUAUACUGCUACAAACGUAGACAUAACUUUGCUGUUCGUGCAAUCGAUAUUUUGUCCGGUUUUCUCAUUUGCUGUCAUUUCCUGUAUAAUGGCCAAAGGUAUGUCAUUCAUGCUAUGGAUUUUGUCAUUUCUCGCAGCUGCUUGCCUAUUUUUUCUGGCGCUAAUAUUCUACAGAUCCUUGUUGUCCUUUAACAGGUUUUCGCUGUUGCAACCAUCAUGGAAUGUAGCUUCUGAUUCAGACGAGCUUGGCGAUGAAAGAAGGAUGGUUGAGAAGCUAGGCAAUGUGAUUAGCAUGAUUUUCCUUUCGUUUGGGAUAGUCAAUGCCACCCUUUGCAUAUCACUGAUCGCCAACUCUUUGAUCGAGCUCCUAGAGAUAUAUCAGCGCAUCACGAAGGCCUCUCAGGCAAUUCUGGGAUUGACACUUUUCGCCUGGGGGAAUUCUGUUGGCGAUCUCAUUUCCAACAUUGCUAUGUGCAGACUUUACCGCAAGAAACCUCAGGCUGUGGGGCAAAACGUUGGUAAAAUCGCCACCAAGUUCUUCCUCAUAUCAUGCACUUCCUGUAUUGGUGGAGUGUUACUCAAUUCCAUGGGUGGCAUUGGCCUAAGCGGUCUUAUAUCCAUGACAUUCGUUCACCAAAGCUCUAAUAAAUGGUUAUUUCUGAGGGCAGUUGACUUACACGAUGGUGAACACUCCCAUAACUAUAAGCUGAUAAUAUCUUGCGCAGCUAUUAUUCUUCAAACUAUUCUAUUGGCAAUUUUCUUCGGAGCUUCUGGACGAUUACACAAUUACGUUAGAGGUAAGAUGCGAAUAGCGGGGCUAUGUAUGUGCAGCAUUUGGGCGAUAGCCACAACCUGUAAUGUUUUGUUGGAGAUAUUGCAAUGA
Molecule: messenger RNA, 1995 nt
Organism: Torulaspora globosa
Lineage: Eukaryota; Fungi; Ascomycota; Saccharomycetes; Saccharomycetales; Saccharomycetaceae
Gene: ECM27
Product: Ecm27p
Exons: 1
Coding region: 1-1995 (664 amino acids)
Biological process (GO): monoatomic cation transport; transmembrane transport; intracellular calcium ion homeostasis
Cellular component (GO): membrane
Molecular function (GO): monoatomic cation transmembrane transporter activity
Source: RefSeq, a predicted model, not a curated record